Messenger RNA from Camarhynchus parvulus, 2238 nucleotides. RefSeq names its product putative bifunctional UDP-N-acetylglucosamine transferase and deubiquitinase ALG13. The record is from RefSeq and is a predicted model, not a curated record. The transcript has 18 exons. Lineage: Eukaryota; Metazoa; Chordata; Aves; Passeriformes; Thraupidae.
AUGCACAAAGGCUCCAAGAAGUACUUCGGGCAGAAGUCCUUCAGUGAGGUGGCCAUGGACGAGUACCUGGGCAGCCUGGGGCUGUACCGCAAGAUGACGGCCAAGGACGCCUCCUGCCUCUUCCGAGCCGUCUCCGAGCAGGUGCGCAGCCGGCCGGGCUGGGGGCAGCCGGGACGCCUCAGGCCCGGGGCGGGCCGGGGGUGCCCCCAGAGAGCUCCUGGAGACCCGGCCGUGAGCCCAGAGCGAGGAGGUGGCGGAGGGAUGGCUGGGGAUGGCUGGGAAUGUGUGUGGGGAUCGUAUGUGGAAGGCUCAUUUGAGAAAUACCUAGAACGACUAGGAGAUCCAAAGUGGCUGAAGACUGAAAAAUGGGCAAAACUGAGGAGCUGUGUGCAGUGCAGACAUUGUGUGGUAGUUACAAGCAUGGCUAAAACUCAUGUAGGUGUUCUUGAAAGCUCCAGCAGUGAGGAAUACCUGCCCUACCUGGUGUGUGAACACUGCUCUUUAUUUCAGAGGCGAGACUUCAUUGUGUACCGGUACCCCGGGAAGCCCCCCACAUGUGCUACAGACAAUGGCUUUGAAGACAAGAUUUUACUGUGUUGUUCCGGUAACGGCCAUUAUGACUCUGUGUAUACAAAACAAUUUCAGGAAAAUGCUGCCGUUUGCCAGGCUGUGUUAUAUGAGAUCCUCUACAAAGAUGUGUUUGGCAUGGAUGAGGAAGAAUUAAGGUCUGCAGUUGAGGUGUUUCGAAGUGGAUCCAAGAAGAACAGAAACAGUGCUGCUGUAGGAAGUGAGGAUGCAAACUUUGGUUGUCUCCAUGAAAAAGUACCCCGAAAUCCAUCAGAAAAGAGACUGGACGACUGGGAAGGCAACGAUGCUGACAAUCCACAGGAAACCAAGUUCAAACAAAGCAUUGAAGAACAAAAGCCUCCAGAAAAUCCUCCAAAGAUGCCUGUUCCUUAUAAAGUGCUAAAGGCCCUGGACUCUACCAUCUAUCGAAAUGUGGAGUUUGAUGUUUGGCUGGACAGUAGAAAAGAGCUUCAAAAAACUGACUACAUGGUGUUUGCUGGGAGACAGUACUAUUUAGGAGAUAAGUGUCAGGUGCGUCUGGAACCAGGGGAGAAGUAUUACAAUGCUCACAUCCAGGAAGUUGGACAGGAUAGCAACACAUUGACUGUAUUUGUUGAGGAGCUGGCAGAAAAGCACACAGUUCCUUUGGCAAACUUAAAGCCAGUGUCACAAGUGGCUCCUGUCCUUGCUUGGAAUAUGGCUCACAACAGAAGAGGAGCUUAUCAGAAAGUAACAGGUGGACACUUCUCAGGAAUAGAAAUGGAUAUGAAAACACGGAAGAGGAUGCUCAAGAAGGUCCGUGGGAAGGAAGUGUUCAUGGCUGUGGCUUACAGCAGGGGACAGCCAGUGCUGCCCCCCCGGCUGCAGCACAGUGCUCCCUCAGGGCGCUUCCCUCCCAUCCACUGCUCCCAGGGAGCUGCAGCCAUGGCACCCUACAAACCCUAUCACCAGCAGAACCCUCCCAGGCAGCACCGUGACUCCGGCAUGCCCAGACAUAAAAACAGUCUUGUGAGCAACUGAGAGGCAAGAUACCAGCUUGGCCCUCAGAUAGCAUUCUACCCCAGCCCAGGGAAGAGAGGCUGUCAGAGUUAUGAUAAUUUAUCCUGCUCGUACAGCCGCAGCCGCCGCCCGCUGCCGUGCGCGAACAAGGAGUGCCAGUACAGCUUCGUGCCAGGGGCUGCCGAGGAGCCCCAGGGGCCAGAGGAAACUGUCACUUUCUGUGAAAUCGAAGGAGAUGACACUGCUUUUCCUGCUCUGCCUAUGAGUUAUGAACAAAGGAGCCACAGUAGCCAUGCUCCCAUUGUCCAUGGUCCAGGGGCAUUUUGGGUAGCAAGGAGAGGUCCAAACUCUGUUCCAUCCAACAAGCAGACCCUGAGUGCCUUAGAGGAGGAGGAAGAAGCAAGUGAAAAUGGGAAAUUUCAUGAGGAAUAUAUCUAUGUAUCUUCAGAUCCCAACUGUGAAACUGCAGCAGUGUUUAGUUCAGCAGAACCUACAGCAAACUUGGAAGAAGGGCCAGUCUUGGUGUCACCUCCAGAUGAAGUGGCUUCCUACAGCUAUCCCCAGAAGGUAGUGUCUGGUACUCUGAACUGUAUCUCACACUUCAUUGUGGUGGCUCUGCAGAGAGGUGGCCACUCUGCUUGGACUGUGACACUUUGUGGGGACCCCUCAUAG